CGCGUCCUCCGCCCCCCUCCUCGSCUAACUUCCUUUCAGCAUUUUUUAGAGCUGGAUAAUCCUAGGAUUUGUAAAACGGGGGAAAGGAGAGAGCGAGUGAGCGGGAGUCAGGACAGGAAGCUGGUUUCUCAUUCCUCCAACUGUCCGAAGGCAGGAGGAGGGGAAUGGGGGGAGCCAAAGAGGAGCCUUGUGCGGAGUCUUCCCCGGUCCCUUUUCAUUAGUCCGUUUGAACUUCCAGUCUCCUCCGAAAGCCAAGAGGAGGACGACCACAGUGGGACGCUUUCUGCUGCAAUUGGCGACAGAGCGACUGACGAAACCCAGGAGGUGGCUGUGGAGGGUCCCGGGAUUGCGCUGAGGGACAGACAUCCCCCCGACCAUCUCCUGCCCCCCAAAAUUGCCAGCUCUGAUGCGGGCACCCAUCCACCACCCACUCGCCUGUGAUGAGAACCCUUCUGGGCUCGGGCUAUGAUCGCUGCUGCUGCGGGWUCUGGAGCCUCCUCUCGCCCUGACCUUCUUCUGCCACAGGAGCAGCCCAGCAUCUGGUGGGGAUUAAUGUUUGCUGCUCUGGCUGGACGCUGUACGGGACCCCCGAUGUUGCUCCCCGGGAGCGGGACACGGGCGGUGGUCUGAGGAGAAGAGCAAAGAUUUUUGUCGCCCAGCGUGAGGCCGGGGGGAGGGGGGCAAGGCAGGAGGGGGGUGAACCUCUUUUGGGACUAACCUCAUGAAGAACAAGGGAGCCAAACAGAAACUCAAGAGGAAGGGAGCCGCSAGCGCGUUCGGCUGCGACCUGACGGAAUAUCUGGAGAGCUCUGGGCAGGAUGUCCCCUACGUGCUGAAGAGCUGUGCAGAGUUCAUUGAGACUCACGGCAUUGUGGAUGGGAUCUACCGCCUCUCAGGAGUGACGUCCAACAUACAAAAAUUGAGACAAGAGUUUGUGUCUGACCAAUGCCCAGAUCUGACAAGGGAAGUUUACCUCCAGGACAUCCACUGCGUGGGGUCACUCUGCAAGCUGUACUUCAGGGAACUGCCCAACCCUCUCCUCACUUAUGAGCUCUACAAGAAAUUCACGGAAGCAGUAUCACGCUUCCCUGAGGAUGAGCAGCUGGCACGGAUUCARAAUGUCAUCCAGGAGCUGCCACCAUCACAUUACAGAACGCUGGAAUACCUGAUCAAGCACUUGACUCAUCUGGCCUCCUUCAGCAACAUGACCAACAUGCACACCAGAAACCUGGCCUUGGUGUGGGCUCCAAAUCUCCUCAGGUCAAAGGAGAUUGAGGCAGUUGGCUGCAAUGGGGAUGCAGCUUUCCUGGAGGUGCGAGUGCAGCAACUGGUGAUCGAGUUCAUCCUGAACCACGUGGAUCAGAUCUUCAGCAACAACAGGAAAGCCAGCUCUGCAGAGAACAUUGAGAGCGCAUCAGUUGUGAAAAGUUUGACCCUCCCCUCGGCCUCGCUGCCAAUGAAACUGGUGAGCCUAGAAGAAGCACAGGCACGGAGCCUGUCUGCAUCCCACCCUGCUCGGAAGGAGAGGAGAGAGAACAGCUUGCCUGAAAUCGUGCCUGUGAUUGGGUCCCUCUUCCACACAGUGGUUGACCUUCCUGACAGCAAGAGGAAAUUAUCCACCAAGUCCAAGAAAUGGAAGUCAAUAUUUAAUUUGGGCCGCUCUGGCUCAGAAUCAAAGUCUAAACUGAGUCGAAAUGGGAGUGUCUUUGUAAGGGCACAGAAGCUCUCUGAAAAAGCAACGAUUCGGCCCGCAAAGAGCAUGGACUCGUUGUGUUCCCUGCCUGUGGAAGGGGAGGAUGACAAAAGCAGGUUCAAGCGGUCAGUGACUACWGGAGGAUUCUUUGUUCCCACCAAGAGGACAGGAGGCACAGGCAGCUCGUAUGACCUCAGCAAGGAGAAUGAGUGGGAGCGGGAAGGAUCUGCCAUGGGGGCCAAAGGAAGUUCAGAGCUGAGUGGGGAGAAAGGCCCUCCCUGGACACCGCAGGUGAAGUCACCCCCUGAGCAGCUGAAGGUUUUCCGGGUGGCAGAGGAUGCCGAAAAUGAGCAGAUUUCAGCCAAAGGAGUGCUCAUGUUCUACACAUCUGAAACAGCCACCAAGUCAGGCUUCCCAAGCAGCCUCUUUCCCUUGGAGGCCUCUCCUCGUCACCAGAGGAAAGCCCUGAACAUCUCGGAGCCGUUUGCUGUCUCUGUCCCACUGAGGGUAUCGGCAGUGAUCAGCACCAACAGCACGCCCUGCCGUGUGCCCUCCAAGGAAAAACAUUCCCUUUCCAGUCUAGAGGAGCUGUCUUCCCUGGUGGAGAGCACCAGCCCCUCUGCUCCAGAACCAGGGACCCACACAAGGACAGAGCAGGCAGCAGAGCACAAGGAGAAGCAGCCAGGGCCAGCUGUGCCUGUGGCAGCAUCCAGAGGCACUCACCCUGAGGAGCUGGUGGCAGCCAAGAAACCCGAGUCCUUGGAAACUCCGCAGCCAGCAGCAGAAAAUCAAGAGAUUUGUGGGCAAAACAGCUGCAGAAGCAGCACCAGCAGCCCCCAGCAGUCCUCAGAGCACAGUCCCACCUUGGAACAAACACCAGCCUUGGAGCUCCAUAAGGGGCCACUCCCGGCAGGCAAAGCAGAGCAAGGACUGCUCAAGAUGAAGGAUGUCUCCUCUGAAGGCAGCUGUGACCAGCAGGAGGUUGAGAUGGCUAAAAUGGAAGACAGAUCACACCUGAGAGAUGUGACUGAGGAGGACUCGGCAAAUGCCCUUCUAGAGCCACUGUGGCCGGAGAUCCAGCAGGAACUGAAAAUUAUUGAACCUGAAGAGGAGCUCUUGCUCUUGCCAGCAGCUGUCCCCAAGACAAGCCMAAUUUCUGAAUCCUCUUCUUCAGCACAAACAGAGAGCCUUUCCUCAGGCCCAGGGCCAAGUCCAACACUCCCUGAGCAGAAAUCUGYGAGCGGAGCAUCACAGCUGACUCAGGUGCCUUUACUGGGUGCCAGUGGCAUGGAGCAACAAGACAGCCUUUCCAGCUGCCAGUCUGAUGCAGAUGUGCAGCAGAGCAGUGCUUCAGCCCUGCCCAAACUGGGCACUGUUCCAGCAGGCACAGCCACUCCAAAGAACCACCCCCCACUAGUGGACAGCAGGAGUGAAUGUCUCGCUCCUACCAUGGACUGGAAGAUUCAUGGUCAGUCAGAAUUUAGUGAGAUUGCUCCAAGUGAUGGGUUUUCUUGUUCCAAAGGAGCAUGUCCAGAAUCAGGGAAAGAAAAGGAUAACACUUGCCAGGUGCAGAGGGAAAAGGAUGRUCUUAGCAGAGUCCAGACUCAGAGGGAGAAGCAUGAGAUAAUGACUGCUGAUGAAAGGGACCCAUUCUCCUCCAAGGCACUGAGUGGAGCUGGAAUCCAGGAGGUGAAGGAAGGCAGUGCUGUUAGCAGAGCGCAGGAURCCGGUGACCAGGAUGAUGAGGACGYCUGGACAGAUAACGUGCAGAGCUUAGAACUUGUGGAGCCRUGGGAGGAUCACCAGUGGGUAACGAGCCCUCUCCACUCCCCCACCUUUAAGGACAUUCAGGAGAAGAUGAAACAGGAGUUGCAGCCACAGAGCCAGAGAGCAGAGACAGGCCUUUCUCUCAGACCACGGUUCAGCCGCAGCCUGUCCCUGGACAGCAAAGACACAGUGCUGAGUCUGUGGACUGCCCCAUUCCCUUUCAUAGAUGCCACUGACCAGCAGCAACCAUGCAGUGACAUUCUGCAUUCAGUGACUUGUGAGCUGUCCAAAACACAACCCRUGUCCCCCUCUAGUUUGGACAAAGCUAUGCGAGAUGAGAAUGGCCCAAGUGCUCCAGAGGAACCUUCAAAACCUGAGUACACCCUUACCAGGGAGAAAGCACUGAGUGAGAAAGCAGAACCUUCCAGAGUCCUUCUUUCAGAGGCAGAGGGGAAGAACAUGCACGUGAGCAAAGAAAACCCUUGGAGCCCAAAGCUUGAGCUGUCUUUGCCAUACCAAAACAUCCCAGGCAGUUCCUCACAGACAAAGAACACAAAAGAGGAAUUAUCCAUCUCUCAGGACACUGCCCUGGGAGGAGACACUGUCACCAAAGCCUUGUGCUGUGCUGCUGAGUCACAACUGAGUAACAAAGGUGAAGAAACACCUCGCAAAGCAAAGACCAGGCCUUCRUCCCUCAACUUGGAUUCACUCCUCCCAGCCCCAGACUUCUUCACCUUUGAGAGCCUGUCCAUGCCAUCUGCCCCUGGCAGCCUCCUGUAUGGGCAGAAAGAAGUWAAAAGCAGCGAUUCUGUCCCAUCCCUGCCCACACACUGCCCUGCUGCCAGUAGAGGUGUUCCCUGGGGGUCUCGUUUCAACACCCCCAUGGAUCUGGACCUGGAUUAUCUGGCUGUGGCCCACGCCACCACCGGCCGSCGUAACUCUGCCCCUGUCAGCGUGUCAGCAGUCAGGACCUCCUUCAUGAUUAAAAUGUGCCAGGCCAGAGCCGUGCCSGUGAUACCGCCCAAGAUUCAGUACACCCAGAUCCCUCAGCCCCUGCAGGCUCAGAACGCCGCUCCGGCUGCUGAGAAGAAGGAAGCCGAAGCCAAGCAGGCUGUCAGGCAAGCUCCACGUGUGGCAUGGAGUCACCUGGAAGCCCCCAAGAGCCCGCUGACAGAGAAGAAAGCCAAAGCAGAGAAAGAAAACAGCGACCCGGCUCAAAAGGCCUCAGCCUGUCCUUGGCAUGGCAGCCUCRGCUCUCCGCUGGAGCCUCAGCCCGGCCAUCACCCUGCUCUGGAUGCCCCUGUCCUGCGCCGAAAACGCACCUCAGGCGGGGAGACAGCUGGAGAUAACCCACAAUCUUCAAAGAUAGAGAGGCCCUCAGGGUUCUCCAAACCCUCCUACAGAUCCAGGCCCGGCAGGCCCCAGAGUCUGAUUCUCUUCAGUCCCCCUUUCCCCAUCAUGGACCACCCCGCCUCCUCAGCWGACUCCAGGGUGUUGUUGUCCCCCAUCAGGAGCCCCACUCUCACCACCUCUCUGAGCCCCAUUUGCGGCGAUCUGUCCGACACGGCGCGGACAACGCCCGAGGGGGUGACGCUGAGGAACAAAAUGACCAUCCCCAAGAACGGCCAGAGACUGGAGACCUCCACCAGCUGCUUCUACCAGCCCCAGAGGCGCUCUGUGAUUCUGGAUGGACGGAGUGUCAGGCAGAUUGAGUAGCAGCUGCUUCUCCUGUUCCUUUUCUGGGAUGGUUGUAAUGGGAGUGUCUGAGACCAGCUCUGUUGACGUUUUGCUGUUGUUAUAACUAAUCUGUGCAAGAUGGACCUGAAUCCUUUAUGGUUCCCUGCAAAGCUUUUUGCUGUGGAAGGUCAUAGUCUCUAUGCUUUUCCUUCCCCUUGUCUCCCCUGCCUAAUCCCUCAUGGUCUGUAUUUUUUAUGGUAAGCCAGUCCCAGGGAACCUGCAUUUCUCACACCURUUUUCCAACAAGCCCUGUGAAAGUCUCAUCCUCCCUCUGGAAAAAAAAAAAAAGGAAAAGUAAAUCUCCGUAUAAUUAGAAAAUGGGGCUGAGAGGAAACACUGUUAAAACACUCCAGCCCAGGGUGSAGGGGCACAACAUCUGCUGAGGAGGUAAGUCCAGAUGUUUGGGAACUCCUACCAUUGUUACCCAGACACCAGUGAAGGACUUUCUGAUUUAAUCAGUGUAAAUAAACAGUGCAGGAGGCUGGGGAUAGCUGAAGAGGAAGAGGAAGGUGAAGCUGGCAUGAGCAAAUCACGCAGGGUGYGAGACACAAGGAUGUUCCAGUGAUAAACACGCAACCUGAAGAUGCUGCCUCCAGCUCUCUCCUUGCAUCAUAGAUGUGCUCUUUCCAGCAUGAGCAAGGGCUGGAAUGGAAGCAGCUGGGCAGGAAAUGUGUAGUUGUUCUUUCAGCCUUCCAAGCCUUGCUCGUGAGUUUUGUGUGCUCAGYCACAGCUUCCUCGGGCACACAAGAUCCGUGUGGCUGAGGCAGGAGUGUGCAGCUGGCUGCCCAGUGGUGGAGACCCCUCAGGCUGACAGCAAUGAAAGCCAAAGCAAGGUCAUUACAAAGGCCAGUAUCAACUAUUUUCAUCACUGCCUAAAGCCARAUGACACCUCUGCAGCUGUCUCCAGCUGGGCUCCUCACCGCCAACAGCAGGCAGAAGCCAGAGGAUCUUCUUAUCUCCCUGUCCUUGGGCUUUUGACCUCUUGCACCCUGACUGUUUGACCCUUGGCCUUUCAUUGCCACUGUGUGGCGUGUCCCCAGGUGCUUCUUCUCCAUUUGAACUCCCUUCCCUAUGAUUUUACAGUGUUUCUUUGGGAGUGUGGCUGGUUGCCACCUCCCUGCACCUCGGUGCUUUCGGAUUGAUUGUGAGUACAGUAAAGAGGAUGAUUUGCGGGACUGCAGAACAGAUCAUGAACAAGUCCUGAGAGGGGGAUUUGAAGUGAAUUAAACUCUCUCCUGAAGGGAAUGUUAAUGUUAGAGGCAGAUACAUGUUCAGAUAUGCAACAGCUGCCAUGGGAAUAGAAUUAAAGCUUCCUUUAUAAAGCCUCCAACUCUGCAUUCAGCACAGGUUUGUCUAUUGCCUGAUCUAUGACUGUGGGUGAUAGCAAAGUCAGGCACAGCUUGUGCUGUCUCUGCAGUUUAUGUGUCACUGGUGGCUGUGGAGGUGACAGGAACACAGGUGUUGCUGCCAGCACUGAGAUUGUCCCUCUAAUGGACUUGCAGGGGCCAUCAUUCCUGGAGAUGUCUGAGUCCCAGGCCCUCGGAUGAUUAUCAUGGGCUGUAGUUUAGGCACUAAACUGUUCGGAAGUGUGAUAGCCACAGUGAAUGUCAGCCAGAACUUUCCAAAAGAUGUGUGUUUUGGGCUUUGUUUUCUGAAGUACUGGAAAUUUCCAGUGGUUAGUAAACUCAACCCAUGAGCUCGUAGUCUGUACUGACUGUGUCACUUUACUAGUGCCAUUGUGGCUGGGGGUCCCUGAACCCCCCCCAUACAGUGCUGUCUCUGAACUCUUUGAUUGCCAAGGGARAGACGUUCUGGAGUAUUUUUGAGAAGUUCUGGGCCCACAAAURCAAGGAAUAUAUCUUCAGCAGGAUUUUCUCCUUCCAUGUCCAAAGGGAAUGUGAAGAAACAAGAGGGCUUUUCACCAGUUGCAGUCUUUGAUCCUCCCCGCUGCACCUUUUAUUUGUGUAUAGCACCACAUGGGAACAGAGCAGAGAACUAAGUACACACUGUCAGUUUUCUUGAGGGAGGUUAUUAAACCAGAUGAGAGCCUGGAGUUCUUAUUUGGGUCCAUCUUCUCUCUCAUACAGCAGCCUAUGCUUUACCUGGUCAAGCUGUGGACAGCAGGCCCAGAAUAUGCAGCUUCAUGAUGAUUGUAUUAUUCUACUCUCAGACCAUAAUAUGCCUAUGCAGCCUCUUAUUAAAAACAGGGAUUUUCCAGUCCUUCAUGCUCCUCACAGUUAUUGCAGUUCCACACUGCAUUUACAUGGCAUUGMCUCAUGAGAAAGCUUUUAAUCACCAUGGCUGGUUUAACGACAAAGGAAGGUGUGAUAAGAGGUAUUGUGGUAAGGCUUUAGGGGAAGUAAAAGUUAUGGAAAUGAUGCCCAGGUUUUUUUUUUGGCAUCAGCAAAAUAGUUUACCAUGGACAAGGACUUAUAUUCUCACAGUUCCUAGAAGUUUUGACUGCCAGGGCACCUGUAAGGGAGCUAGAGAAGCUUACAAAGUAAUGUAUCAAAAGAAAAAGAAAAUUUCAUGAAACUUUGGCGUGUUAAAACCAUUUUUCCCCCCUCCUUAUUCUCAUAGAAGCUGAUCCAUGAACAAGAAAUGAGGUGUGGCAAUUUGUAUAUAAUACACUGUYUUGACUCUUAACAGCAUUCCAGUAAGUAAGAGUGCUUUUGGCAUAAGUGGUGAAAGUCCCGCGAGAGAAAAUUAUUAGAAGACUUUACUUAAUAUUAAAGAUCAGCCUCAACUAAAAUCUGUAUCCAGACUAUACUUUUUAAGGUUGUUUCAGAAUUUGAACUCAGAUCUGGGUCCUAGAUUUUAAUUAAUCUGAGAUACUGCAACGAUAUCUCUAUUUUGUAGCUUAAUCCCAUUUUUUUAAUCUACAAUUUCAUCUUCAGCCUUCAGCUGAUGUAUCAAGAGCACUUAAAACAAAGCCCCGGAUCCUGCAGAGAUGAAAGCACGUUUUUAGUUGCAAGGUGCCCUGUUGCACAGGUUCAUCAUUCCCAGCUCCAGACUCAGCCUUCUGCAGAGUCUGUAAAGUUUGAUGAAGGAUCUGGUACUGGUAACUGCAGUCAGUUUGAAGGACCAGAGCAUGGGAUUUGGACAGGACCAGAAGACAAAUGCCAUCUCCCAUUGAAUGGUGCUGACUUGGUGGCAGGACCUUCCUGAGCUAUCCCUGAUGYUGGUUUCAGGGUCAGACCUGAUCUCCUUAAGAAAGGAUUUUCUUCUUUGUUGUGGCCUUUUCUCCUUGGUUUUGGGUUUGGUUUUUUUAUUGGUUUUGUUUGUUUAUUUGUUUGGGGGUUUUGUUUCUGUUUUUCCUUUUUUUAUCUGUGAAGCAUUAUGAAGAGGGAUAAAUCCGGUUUAUGGGAGAUGAGUCUGGCCCAGGAAAGCCAAGCUGGUUUUUCUUGGUAUUAUUGAAAGGACCUUCCUAAAUAGGCUGGCUCAUCAUCUGCAGCUCCACAAGGAUCACUUCAGGGACCCUGCAGUACAUUUCAGUUCUCCUGAGACUGUGAAAAGUAAAGGCUAUUCCCCAGUUUGCAGAUGGCCCCAGUAUCAGACAUGACAAAAUAUCACCAGCACAUGUUGCUUGUGGACUUUGUGGUGGAAGACAAGUGAGUAAAUUUCACUUAUUCUUCCCAUGUGGUCCAAGGUUGGUGCAGCUUCUCUUAAACGUAGCUCAGAGUGAAAUGGCUGAGCUGGCAAAGGUGAGAAUCCCUGAUGGAAAGGAGGGAUGUGGAUAAUGUUAGCUUGUGUGGGAGCUGCCUUGCUGGCAGGAGAGAAAACAGAAAUGAGGAUUAUAUUUCACCUUAUAAACCCCAGUCCUCUGGCUGUCCAACUCAUGCUAUCGCUGUAGAAAGACUGUAGUACCAGUUUUUUCACCUUUAGAGCUUCAGAGGAACUUAAAUCUGUAUUAGAGAGCAUCCAUGAAGCCUGCAACGUUUUCCCUCAUCCAGAGUCCAAAUGGUGCAAUCAAAAUAUUUUUUUUUCUUUCUUUAUGGAUUCUGAAAUGCCUGCAAUGGUGAAUAUCUUUUAAAUUUAUAUAUAUAUAUAUAUAUAUAUAUAUAUGUAAAAGAUCAUUCUAUAUAAAUGUAUGAAAAAGGAAAUGUAAUUAAAAUGAAGGAAUUACCUAAAUAGUAUUGUACACAUCUGUGAAACUUGGGCUGAUGCAUGGAACUGUUUUCUGCUGCUACGUUUGCAGCACUGAGAGUGUGAGAUCAAAUGGCUUUUUGCCCACAGAGUAGCUAAUUAGUUCUGGUAAUCAGUGGUGGGCAGAAGGCYUGAAUCUGCCUUGCUGAGAAGGAUCUUGUCCAGGGAAAGGAGGGACAAGAUCUGGGGAGACCAGAGUUCAAGGGCUGAUUUAGCUUUCCAUCACAAGCUUCUCCCCAGUCCUUGAAAAUGCAAUCUACUGAAGCACAUACUACCUUUCAGGCAUGCCCAGGUUUUGCAGUUGUCCCUUUUGCUUCUCUCCAUCUCUAGAAAAAAAAAAAAGAAUAAAAAUYUCUAGGGGUGGGGGAGAAGCCRCAGCUGAUCUCUGUUUUGUUUAACCUUUGCUUGCCUCUGAUUGAUGCAAAGGCUUGGUGAUAACUAAUUCUGCUCCAAGAAAGGAAUGGAAAACUUCCCACUGAGUUCAACUGGAGAUGGAAUAGGACUUUGACAGCCUCAGAAAGGAAGGAUGGCAGAAGGCAACAGCUUUCUGAGGGCUCCAUGCAGCAGUCCAGACCUUGGAUCUUGUGCUUGCARGCACUGGUCCCCUUUGAAAUAUUAUUUGCUGCCAGGUCAAGAGAAGGGCUGGAAGUUGGACACUUUGAAGAGGACUUCUCCAUCCCACUGGCCCUGGUUUGUGAUUAUUUUUCCUGCUAGCUCUGAUGAAUUGCAGUUUUGUUAAGCUUUU
This is a messenger RNA of Malurus melanocephalus (red-backed fairy wren), 10088 nucleotides long. It is a transcript of the gene ARHGAP31, whose product is annotated as Rho GTPase activating protein 31. The record is from RefSeq and is a predicted model, not a curated record. Bases 722 to 5176 code for a protein of 1484 amino acids. Gene Ontology annotation, biological process: small GTPase-mediated signal transduction. Gene Ontology annotation, molecular function: GTPase activator activity. The transcript has 12 exons. NCBI's taxonomy places the organism in Eukaryota, Metazoa, Chordata, Aves, Passeriformes, Maluridae.